CAUAAUUUUAAGUUGACAGUAGUAUAUUCUCUGGAAUAUAGAUUAUCUUUAUUCAGAAAGUAUCCUUGCUUUGAUAAAUAUUCCAACUAGAUUUCAAGAAAGAAAGAUUAGGAAAAAUAAGAUUAGUUUAAAAGCUGGAUGAACAUAUUAUUUUCAUUUCUGAACAGCUACUUGGAUAAAAAGUCAAUGCUUCCAAGAAAUAAUGAAUUGUAGGGCAGAUCAAAGGAUAUGGGAUAGACCAAGCAAGCUACUGGUUGAGACAUUUGUCUUGGUUGCAUCUCAAAUGGGAUUGGUUCACAUAAAGCAAAGAGGCAGAGAAAGGGGUGAACCAGAAAUAAAAAAGUGAUUUUCACUUUUGAUUAAAGGAAAAACAAAAAGGCUUUUUUGGUUUUGGAUGCUUUGUCAAGAAACUAAUGAACAGAAGACAAAAAGACUUGGGAGGAUAAAACCCUUUGCCUCCAAGUAAUAAAAAGAUGAGCAAGUGACAGCAAUCCAAGGCAAAAACUUCCCAGGAAAUAUGACAGAAAGACAAGAGACUUAACGUUACUCGUUCCUCUACAUUUCCACGAAACAAACGUGCAUGCUAAGGUCAUUUCCCUUUGUUCUUUUAUAAUCGCCACCCUUUCGUUCUGCCAUUUCACAACUCAUGACAAAGACAACUUCAAACCUUGGAAUAUCACGUACUCUUCCAUUACAAGCCAGUCUUUUAUCAUCUAGUUUUCCUACAGGGCUGGUUUCGUCCUGGAACAUGGAUCGUCGAAGUUCUUCGGAAGAUGAUGGAAGUGUUCGUUUGCAGAUUAAUGAGCCUCGGAAGCUAAGUGAGACCUGUGGUUCAAACACUAAUUUUGAACCUCUGAGCAUUCCCGAGAAUAGAGAAAGUAAUGCAGAAUCUGUCUCUUCUGCAUCUGUGGUUAGAGCACCAGAAAAGAAAUUAACACUCUUUGCUCUCAGGCUUUCAAUCUUUGAGAAGUCAGCUACUGGCCUUGGAACUCUGGGGUUUAUCUGGGCAACAGUAGUUCUUCUAGGUGGUUUUGCUAUCACUUUAGAUAAAACUGACUUCUGGUUUAUCACCAUUAUUUUGUUAAUUGAAGGGGCUCGAAUAUUCAGCAGAAGUCAUGAGCUUGAAUGGCAACACCAAGCUACCUGGUCGAUUACGGAUGCUGGUAUCAACAGUUUCCGAGCACUUAGAUCAAGCUCGCACAUCCUCAUUAGAACUGUGAAAGCAAUCCUCUAUCCACUUUCCUUGAGAAGGAAGCAAAGUCAAAAUACUAGAGAAAUAACAAAGGUUGAUGAUUCACAAUUUGGAAGAUGGAAUCAUACAAGAACCCCAACUCGGACAUGGAUAAGUUCAGAUGUUCCUCUUCUACCUUAUGUUCAAUGGGUUUUCCUUUCAAGAAACAUAAGCAAAGUCCUGUAUUGGCUCCAGCUUUUAUCCGCAACAACUUGUGUAGUACUUUCGUCCAUGAAGCUCAUCAAGCAUAACUAUGGGGAGGUACAGAAGGGAGAUACUGAUAAAAGGAACAGGCAAUCUGCUCUGAAUAUUUUCUAUGCCUUGGCCUUGGCAGAAGCUCUGUUGUUUCUGAUGGAGAAAGCCUACUGGGAGUGGAAAGUCAAAUUUUGUAAACUUUUGGAAGAAGUAAAUAAGGAGUGCGAGUUUGGACCUUCAGGUAUGGUUUCCAUCAAAAGGUUCUUCUAUGAUGCUUAUUCAAGAUGUGUUAAUGGAAGCAUUUUUGAUGGCUUGAAAAUGGAUAUUGCUACCUUUGCUAUGGAUCUAUUGGCUUCAAAUUCCUCUGAUGAACAGCUCAUUGGAGCUAGAAUUCUUCGCCAGUUUGCCAUUAGUGAGAGGUACUCUGAUGACACGUUGCAGAAGAUUGGGAUAAAUUUAUCAGUGGUUGAAAGAUUAGUUGAGAUGUUGAACUGGAAAGACCCUCAAGAAGAAGAGAUCAGGAAAUCAGCUGCGGAGAUACUGUCAAAACUUGCUGGUAAGAAGCAAAACUGCCUACGUGUAGCUGGUAUACCAGGUGCAAUGGAAUCAAUAUCAUCCCUGCUUCAAACGAAUAGAAGUUCUGGUGACGGAGCAGAUGAAGUUGGUGAAAAGAACCUCAUUCUUGAUCAUGCAAAUUACAGUUUCUGGACAUUCAAUCAUUUAGGACUUCUUAUUCUGAAAAAGCUCGCUUGUGAUCAUGACAACUGCGGAAAGAUUGGAAACACAAGGGGCCUCUUACCUAAAAUCAUAGAUUUUACACAUGCUGGAGAAAAGUUGUUGAGGGAUGAAAAUGUUGCUCCAUCUCAGAUUCUAACAGUUAAACGAUCUCUUCAAGUGGUGAAAAUGCUGGCAAGCACGACUGGUGCCCCGGGAAAACAUCUCAGAAAAGAAAUCUCAGAGGUAGUUUUCACAAUCAGCAACAUUAGAGAUAUUCUAAGACAUGGAAAGAAACAUCCAUUGCUGCAAAAACUAAGCAUAGAAAUUCUCACCAAUCUGUCACUGGAAGAGGAAGCAACAGAAAGGAUCGGUGGCACUGGCGGGGUACUCAAGGAAUUGUUCAAUAUCUUUCUCAACCAGGAGAUGCCAGAGCACCAGAAUCAUGUAAGACGAGCUGCAGGAGAAGCGGUAGCCAUGUUGGCCUUAGAAAGUAGAACCAAUUGCCACCGCAUCUUGAGAUUGCAAACGCUGGAAACGCUUGUCCAAGCAUUAGAGGUUCCAUUACUUCGUGUGAAUGCUGCAAGAAUUCUAAGAAACUUGUGCACCUACAGUGCAGAAGAAUGCUUCUACCAGUUAAAGGGUGUCAUAGCUGCAGCGCCAACAGUGCUCAAGGCAAUUAUGUCAGAAGAGAACAAGUUGCAAGAAGUAAUGGUUGGCCUAGCAGCACUAGUGUUCAAACAUAUGACUUCUGAAGAAUCAAGCAUCAUGCUUGACAGAGCUGGAAUUAAGGAGGAGGAAUUAGCUAAAGCAUUGGUCCAGAUUCUUCAAAAGUACAGCCAUCCAUCGGCUAAGGUCCCAAGAAUGAGGAGGUUCACCAUAGAGCUGGCAAUUUGGAUGAUGCAUGACAAUGUAAAGAAUGUGUACAUUUUCAAGGAUAUGGGGAUGGAGAAAGAGCUGGAGGGUGUGUUAGAGACCACAGCAGAGCUAGAGAGCUUCAACAUAUUCUCUGGCACUGUUGGGCUUAGCCGGCACAGCACUACAAUUCAUUCACUGGUUGAAACCGCAUUGAAGCUGCUGAAGGAUAGGUAAAUUGUACAAAAAUGAGGCAUCCCCACUAUUAAAAUUUGGUAAUAUAUGCAGCAGUUCAAGUGUUUGAAGAUUCGGUCUUCUGAAUUUGCAUUCAUAACAGCUAAAGCAAAUUCUUUUUCUCUAAGCAAAUCAAUGUUAUAAGUUAUUAUUAUUAUUUUUUUCUAAAAAAAAAUUGUUACAAGUUAUUGUAAUCAAUUAUCAAUGAAGUAGGAAAAGCUUGAAGAAAUGCUUACCACACACAGGCUGAAGUCUAUAUAUAUUAGUACUUUGUAUGAUAGGGGGGGUUCAUAUCCUCUUUGGAAGCCAUGUGUCACAACUGUUUUAUGUUUUGUUUUACAAAUGGGAAGAUCUGCAUAAGUUGUUAGAGAGGAGGAUUUAUGCAUGGGAUGAUUUGUUGAGCAUAUGUUUAAUCAUGGUUCAGUUGAUUUACAAGCAGUUUGAUCGACUCCUUUAGUCAUGACAAGUCUUGAUUACCUGUCAUUUGGUUGCAUCCUUUCCGAAUUGUAUCCUAAUCCAAAUUGUAUCCUUUACAAUAUGAACCUUUUACUACUCAGUGAUUUCAU
Durio zibethinus is the source of this 3795-nucleotide messenger RNA. RefSeq lists its product as uncharacterized. The record is from RefSeq and is a predicted model, not a curated record. Gene Ontology annotation, molecular function: protein binding. NCBI's taxonomy places the organism in Eukaryota, Viridiplantae, Streptophyta, Magnoliopsida, Malvales, Malvaceae.